CUCGCUGCUAACGAGUCUGCAGCCGGGCUCAGCGGAUCAGCUCCCCGGGCUCUUGGUCACCCGAAAAGCCGCCGCCGAGUGAAGCCAGGGAGCCGCUCUCCGGCAGCGCCGACUUUCUUGUUCUCCCCGCGCCUCCCGGAAAGAGCUCCCCGGGGCUCGGCGGAGGCCGGGGUUGCCGCGGGCGGAGGGGGAGGGGACGCGGGGCGGCCGGGCCGCGGGAAGGCGGGCAGCGCGCGGACGCCGGGCCAGGAAGCGGCGCGAUGCGAGAGACCGCGGCGGCGGUGGCGGCGGCGCGGCACUGAGCCCAGGAGGAAGGAGCCACCGCGGCCUCAGCGCGAGCAGCCGGCGCGGGGACAGCCGGUCGCACAACGGAUCUGCAGGCGCGGAGCAAAAUGCACCCGCCGCGCCGCGCGGUCCUGCAGCCCCGCCACGGCCCCGCGGCCCGCACCCCCCCGGGGCGACAGUAAGCCUCUCCCGCCACCACCGGGGGCCGAGCGGAGGGCUCUCGGGUGGGAGAGCGGGACCAGAUCUCGGCAGCUGUUCAUUUUCAGGAAGCCACCGCAGCCGGAGCGAAAGGGGACCUUCUGCCACCAGCGGGGCAUCAGCCAGCGGCGCGCAUGGAUUUAUGAAGACACUCAUGCAAGAAGUGGGCAGGACUUGGACAAACUUUUCCACCGGCUCCGCGUCCGCCGUUCCCCGCGCUUCGUCUCCUUUCCCCUCCUCUCCCGGCCGCCGCCGCUGCCCGCGAUGGUGGCCGCGCUGCUGGGCGGCGGCGGCGAGGCCCGCUGGGGGACCGUGCCGGGAGCCUGGCUGUGCCUGAUGGCGCUGCUGCAGCUGCUGGGCUCGGCGCCCCGGGGCUCGGGGCUGGCGCACGGCCGCCGCCUCAUCUGCUGGCAGGCGCUGCUGCAGUGCCAGGGGGAGCCGGAGUGCAGCUACGCCUACAACCAGUACGCCGAGGCGUGCGCGCCGGUGCUGGCGCAGCACGGAGGGGGUGACGCGCCCGGGGCCGCUGCCGCCGCUUUCCCGGCCUCGGCCGCCUCCUUCUCGUCGCGCUGGCGCUGCCCGAGCCACUGCAUCUCGGCCCUCAUUCAGCUCAACCACACGCGCCGCGGGCCCGCCCUGGAGAACUGUGACUGCGCGCAGGACGAGAACUGCAAGUCCACCAAGCGCGCCAUUGAGCCGUGCCUGCCCCGGACGAGCGGCGGCGGCGCGGGCGGCCCCGGCGCGGGCGGGGUCAUGGGCUGCACCGAGGCCCGGCGGCGCUGCGACCGCGACAGCCGCUGCAACCUGGCGCUGAGCCGCUACCUGACCUACUGCGGCAAGGUCUUCAACGGGCUGCGCUGCACGGACGAAUGCCGCACCGUCAUUGAGGACAUGCUGGCUAUGCCCAAGGCGGCGCUGCUCAACGACUGCGUGUGCGACGGCCUCGAGCGGCCCAUCUGCGAGUCGGUCAAGGAGAACAUGGCCCGCCUGUGCUUCGGCGCCGAGCUGGGCAACGGCCCCGGCAGCAGCGGCUCGGACGGGGGCCUGGACGACUACUACGAUGAGGACUACGAUGACGAGCAGCGCCCCGGGGGCGCGGGUGGUGAGCAGCCGCUGGACGACGACGACGGCGUCCUGCACCCACCGCGCCCGGGCAGCGGCGCUGCUGCAGCUGGCGGCCGCGGGGACCUCCCCUAUGGGCCGGGGCGCAGGAGCAGCGGCGGCGGCGGCCGCUCGGCGCCCCGGGGCGCCUGGACCCCACUCGCCUCCAUCUUGCUGCUGCUGCUGCUUGGGCCGCUCUUUUAGCCCUCGCGCCGCUCGCCGUUGGCUGCGGGAGAGCCCGCGUCCCACUCCCGUGCUCGCCUCGCCCCCGCGCCGGGCACCUGUGGCUUGGGACAGAUAGAGGGAAUGGUUGGGGAUACUUCCCAAAACUUUUUCCAAGUCAACUUGGUGUAGCCGGUUCCCCGGCCACGACUCUGGGCACUUCCCCUGAAGCUCCUCUCCGGAGCUUGACUUCUUGGACCUCCUCCCCCGCCCCAAUUCCAAGCUCCAGAAACUCCCAACUCGUCUGCCGUCCAGAAACCUAGCUGCAGUGUUCAGGACGUCCGGGAGGAAGCGGGCGUGUGGGGGACAGAACAGUAGUCCUGGACUCGAAAGGGAAGGUGCUGACCAGUGGGGCCUUAGCAAUUUGAAGGGAUGGGAAGGAGAAAUUAUAUUUGCAAAGGGGCUGUCUAUUAGCAUAUUUCCUUUGAGGGGGGAAAAAAAGUGCCAGUAUCGACUUUUAUAGAUUGUGGCCAGUGAGGAUAUUACAAUCCUAUGUAAACAGAAAAGUCCCACUUACCGAUUCAUUCUUUCACUGUUUGUAUCAACGCCCAGAAUUCUCAGUGACGUGGGGGUGAGGGUGGGUGGCGAUUGCCUUAGAGGGAACCCCUAAGUUGGUUUUGGAUACGUUUGAGCCUUUGACCUUGCUACCACUCUGAUCUCUUAGCACAUUUCUUAGGAUUAAGGGUCCAAAAGUGCUGAUCUAAGGGGUUGCCAUGGUAUUGAACAAUGCAACUUUUUAUUUAAAAAAGCUCUGCACUGCCAUGUAUGAAAGUCUCUUUAUGAUGUUUGUUUUUUUGUCAUUUUUGUUCUUUACAUCAAGAAAUUUUAUGUUUAAAUAUGCGGAGAAUGUAUAUUGCCUCUGCUCCUAUCAGGGUUGCUAAACCCUGGUACAUCGUAUAUAAAAUGUAUUAAAACUGGGGUUUGUUACCAGUUGCUGUACUUUGUAUAUAGAAUUUUUAUAAAUUGUAUGCUUCAGAAAUAAUUUAUUUUUAAAAAGAAAUUAAAAGUUUUAAACUCACAUCCAUAUUACACCUUUCCCCCCUGAAAUGUAUAGAAUCCAUUUGUCACCAGGAAUCAAAACCCACAGUCCAUUGUGAAGUGUGCUAUAUUGAGAACAGUCUUAAAAUGUACAGUGUAUUUUAUAGAAUUGAAGUUAACAUUCUUAUUUUCAAGAGAAUUUAUGGACGUUGUAGAAAUGUACAAAUGCAUUUCCAAACUGCCUUAAACGCUGUAUUUUUAUAGACAUGUUUUUUAAAAAUCCUAAGUUUUUAAAUAACUAUGGAUUUGUGUAUUUUUCUGGUUAUUUGUUUUAUUAAAACAUGUACAUCAGUAAAGAGUUUUAAACAAUGAA
This is a messenger RNA of Symphalangus syndactylus (siamang), 3157 nucleotides long. RefSeq names its product growth arrest specific 1 (gene GAS1). Gene Ontology annotation, biological process: regulation of cell cycle. Gene Ontology annotation, cellular component: plasma membrane. NCBI's taxonomy places the organism in Eukaryota, Metazoa, Chordata, Mammalia, Primates, Hylobatidae. The record is from RefSeq and is a predicted model, not a curated record.